UAUAUUUCAGUAGAAUUACAGUGAGCAAGCAGAAGAACUAGUAAAUCUCUGUCCACUGACUUGCAACUAGCCUGCAUACUUCAGGACUGCAAACAGAAAAUAUAACAAUGAAGACUGCACUUAUUUUUAUCUGCCUUUUGGGAAUAGCUUGUGCUUUCUCAAUCAAGAGCUUCCACAGAAGAGCAAAAUCAGAUGACUCUGAAGAAAACGCGGUUUUCAAGAACAGGCAUCGAUAUUAUUUUUACAGAUAUGCCUAUGUGUAUCCACCACAGAGAAGAAUGCAGAGCAGUGACUCAUCAGAAGAGGAAGGGGAUGGUGAUAGCUCAGAUGAAGAGGAUGAAGAGGGGCAGGAGCAGUCAAAUGAAGGGGAGAAUGAGGGUGAAGAGACCACCACAGAGGCUCCCACUGGGAAGGCCUCUGUAGACAAGAAAGGAUUUGGCAAAGGAGAAACCAAAGCUCCUAAGAAGGGCCAAGACUGCAAAGGUCCUGAGAAAGAAGAGAAGAGUGAAGUCCUUAAAAAAGGCGGAAAGGGCAAGGCUCCAGAAAAAGGUGGGACAAGCAAAGGCUCUGAAAAUGAAGAUAGUGAUGAAAAUGAGGAGGAGGAAAAUGAAGAGGAGGAAAAUGAAAAUGAAGAAAAAGUGGAUGAAAAUGGAAAUGGCAUUAAUGGCACUAGCACCAACACUACUGAAACAGAGACUGGGAAUGGAGGUAAUGGCCUAGAUGAGAAUGGGGAAGGCAAUGGCAAUGAGGGGGCUGAAGAGGGAAAUGAGGAGGAAGAAGAGGAGGAAGAAAAUGAAACUGAAGCAACGACUGUCAUCACCACCACUGGAGAUCAGGGGCUGUAUGACACAACCACCACUGAAGAUGAGGUGCCUUAUGACACUACCACCACUGUAGAUCAGGAGGGUUAUGGGUAUGAAGAAAGUCCUACUCCUGGCUAUGAAAAUGGCUAUGAAAGCCAAACAGAUUAUAACUACGGAAGCGAGAAUGGGUACCCCCGCGGAGACACCUACAGAACUUAUGAGGAUGAGUACAGCUAUUACAAAGGGCAUGGAUAUGAUGUCUAUGGCCAUGAUUACUAUUAUAGUCAAUGAAGAGCAAGACCUUGAUUGAUCUGGUUAAUACUAAUACUCUGCAUAGCAAUUGUUUUCAAAGUUCAACUCAGGAAAGUAUGACAAAAUGUAACUUGGUGCCUGUAUAAAAAAAACAAACCCCUGGUUCCUAAUUU
Messenger RNA from Gavialis gangeticus (Gharial), 1228 nucleotides. RefSeq names its product integrin binding sialoprotein (gene IBSP). NCBI's taxonomy places the organism in Eukaryota, Metazoa, Chordata, Crocodylia, Gavialidae. The record is from RefSeq and is a predicted model, not a curated record. Gene Ontology annotation, biological process: ossification; bone mineralization; cell adhesion. The coding region runs from base 108 to 1094 and encodes 328 amino acids. Gene Ontology annotation, cellular component: extracellular region. The transcript has 7 exons.